Haemonchus placei is the source of this 1248-nucleotide messenger RNA. The record is from the annotation of a GenBank genome assembly. Lineage: Eukaryota; Metazoa; Nematoda; Chromadorea; Rhabditida; Trichostrongylidae.
AUGAAGAGAACAGCUGAAGGGAAGGGUUUUGAGUCCCUUCUUUCACCAAAGACCUGGUCCCUCCUUGCAGAUAUGUUCGGUCAACCGAAGGAGAAAAUAGGAACAUGGGAAGGAAAACACUCAGAUGAAAUACUCAUUUUCACUCACAAGGAUUGUGAACAUCGGCCAAAGGUUGCUGCAUUCGAUAUGGAUGGAACCUUAAUAACAACCAAGUCGGGUAAGGUGUUCCCUGUAGACAAUUCCGACUGGAGGAUUAUGUACGAUAAGAUUGGACCUCAUCUGAAGAAAUUACACAACGAAGAAAAUUUCAAAAUUGUCAUCUUUACCAACCAAAAAGGCUUACAGACAGGAAAAGUCGAUAAAAAUGGUUUCAAGCGAAAAGUGGAGACGGUUAUCACGAAACUUGGAGUUCCAGCUCAGGCGUUCGUGGCUAUAGGCGAGGGACAUUAUCGUAAACCUUGUACCGGGAUGUGGAAAGAACUGGAAGAGGCAAAUGGUGAAAUCGGUAUCAAACUUGACGAAUCACUAUAUGUAGGAGAUGCGGCGGGUAGACACAAAACUAAGACUCGUCCUAAAAAGGAUCAUUCUUGCUCUGAUCGUUUCUUCGCAGCUAAUGUGGGGCUCACGUUCCAUACUCCUGAAGAGUUCUUCCUCGACCAGAAAACACCUGAACCUUGGGGACCACCUUCCUUCGAUCCAGCUGAGUUUUUCAGUACGAAAAGGCCCUUACUCGAACCAGAAGAUACUCCAUUGCCAUCACCAGCAAAAGAAGUAAUCGUGAUUGUCGGUUUUCCGGGAUCAGGGAAGUCGACAUUUGCUCGGAUGUUGGAGGUGGACCAUGGAUACAUGGUGGUGAAUCGUGACACCCUUGGCACUUGGCAGAAGUGUUGCGAACAUGCACGAGUUCAUCUCAGAUCUGGAAAGAGCGUGGUUGUGGACAACACCAAUCCAAAUAAGGAAUCAAGGAGUCGCUAUAUAGCAUUGGCGAAAGAGAUGAAGGUCCCCUGCCGAUGUUUCGCCCUUACUUGCGAUAUUCAUCAAGCCGAACAUAAUGUGAAAUACCGUCUCCUAACGCAAAAGUCUGCCAACGAAGUCACCGCAAUGGUACUUCGUAUGUAUGCGAAUAAAUAUGAGGUGAGUCCUUUACUAUCAGAAGGAUUCGACUCCGUGGUCCAUGUGAAUUUCGUGCCCAGUUUUGACAACGAAGAACACGAAAAGUUGUACAAGCAGUUUCUGUUGGAAAAGUGA